Molecule: messenger RNA, 4535 nt
Organism: Esox lucius (northern pike)
Lineage: Eukaryota; Metazoa; Chordata; Actinopteri; Esociformes; Esocidae
Gene: kl
Product: klotho
Exons: 15
Coding region: 196-3159 (987 amino acids)
Biological process (GO): carbohydrate metabolic process
Molecular function (GO): hydrolase activity, hydrolyzing O-glycosyl compounds
Source: RefSeq, a predicted model, not a curated record
AGCUGUGGUGUAUGUAACGGCUGUUUGUGUUUCAGAGAACACAACAAGACAAGGUGUCUAACCCAACCACGUCUAUUGUGUUGGUUCUAUAGAUUACUGGACACUGAUUUGUAGGCCUAGGUUACGUUGUGUUAUUAAGUACAUAACGGGCUCUAUAAUUUAAAUGCCCGUACUCAAACUUACGCAGUCGGCGCAAUGCAACUCUUUGGAUUUCCGCAGCGUUUUCUGGUAAUGUAUUGUGUGUGGAAAAGCGUGGUUGCGGGUCCGGACGCAGGUUUGAAGACAUGGGAGAGGUUCAGUAAACUGGACUAUCCCGGCGACAAAGCGUUCCUCUACGACAUAUUUCCCCGUAACUUCAUGUGGGCUGUUGGAACGGCCGCUUACCAGGUGGAGGGCGCCUUUCAAAAGGAUGGGAAGGGAUUGUCGGUUUGGGACACGUUUACGCGCGGCGGAAACAGGAUAGCCACGGGAGACGUUGGCAGCGACAGCUAUCACAACAUCCAAGCCGACAUACGCGCGCUCAAACAGCUCGGGGUCAGCCAUUACCGUUUUUCGCUCUCGUGGUCAAGGAUAUUUCCUAACGGCAGCCGCGGGAGCUACAACGAGAUUGGUACCAACUAUUACCGGACGCUGAUUCGAAAACUGAAGGAAAUCAACGUGCAACCGGUGGUCACGAUCUAUCACUGGGACCUACCGGAUCAUCUACAGAAAAAAUUCGGUGGGUGGGGCAACCCGGCACUCAUAGAGCUUUUCCGUGAUUACGCCGAUUUCUGUUUCCAAACUUUCGGUAAUGACGUUAAGUAUUGGAUUACCAUUGACAACCCGUUUGUGGUCGCGUGGAACGGGUACGGUACUGGGAAGGUAGCUCCCGGGAUAAAGAAUGACACGGACCUUCCCUUCAAAGUGGGACACAACCUCCUCAAGGCUCAUGCGGUCGCCUGGCACCUGUACGACCGCCGCUACCGGCCCCGGCAGAAGGGGAAGGUAUCCAUGGCGCUGGCCUCCCAUUGGAUAAAGCCCAGCCGGACGCGGCGAGAGAGCCUGCGGGCAUGCCAGUGGUCUCUGGACUUUGUGCUGGGAUGGUUCGCACGGCCUCUCUUCACCGACGGAGACUACCCCCCCUCCAUGAAGCACCGCCUGUCCCACCGCCUGCCCUCCUUCACACGGGCAGAGAGGGAAGAGAUUCGGGGGACGGCGGACUUCUUUGCUCUGUCCCACGGUCCUUCCCUGAGCUACCAGCUGAUGGAUGACAGUCUGAAGUUUGGCCAGGUUGAGGUUCUGGACCUCAGGAUGCUUCUGUAUUGGAUCAGGGAGGAGUACGACAACCCGCCCAUCUACAUAGUGGAGAGUGGCUGGUUUGUCCAGGGAGAGAUAAAAACAGAGGACUCUAAGAACAUGUACUAUCUCAAGAGGUUCAUUAUGGAGACGCUGAAAUCGAUCAAGUAUGAUGGAGUGAAUGUGAUUGGCUACACCCACUGGUCUCUGCUGGACGGCUUUGAGUGGCACAGAGAGUACGACAUCCGCAGAGGAUUGUACUACGUGGACUUCAACACACACAACCUGAAGAGGAGGCCCAAGACCUCCGCCAACUUCUACAAGACUCUGAUCCAGAAGAACGGUUUCCCACAGCUGCCAGAGAACCGACCAGCUCAAGGGGUUUUCCCCUGUGACUUCGUCUGGGGUGUGUCUGCCAACUCCAUACAGGUGGAGACCACGCCCACCCAGCAGGUGGACCCCAGCGUGUACGUGUGGAACAUCUCAGGUAACGGAGAACUCAGGAGGCUGGAGGGCCAUCCGGCCCCGCCCCUCCGCCGGACGUCUCGCUGUGCUGACUACGCCUCCAUCCGCCAGCAGGUGGAGGAGAUCCGUCUGGUGGGAGUCAGUCACUUCCACUUCUCUCUGAACUGGUCGUCCCUGGUGCCCAGUGGGAACGUGAGCCAGACCAACACCACCCUACUGGGAUAUUACCGCUGCUUCACCAGUCAGCUGCAGCAGGCUAACAUCACAUCCAUGGUCACCUUGUGGCAUCACACCCGCCAACGCUCCAGCCUGCCAGCCCCCAUGGAAGCAGCCGGAGGGUGGCUCCACAGCGACACGGUGCUGGCGUUUGUGGAUUAUGCCAGGCUGUGCUACAGAGAGCUAGGAGCCCAUGUGAAGAUGUGGGUCACCUUGAACGAGCCCAACGAUGACCACGUGUCCUUCGCAGAGGGCCACCAGCUGCUUCGGGCACACGCCCUGGCAUGGAGAGCCUACGACCAGGAGUUCAGACACACACAGGGGGGCCAGGUUUCCUUGGUUCUGCAUAUGGACUGGGUGGAACCAGCGUUCUCCUUCAGCCGCAAGGACGUGGAACCGGCCAACAGGGUUCUAGACUGCCGUGUUGGCUGGUUCUCAGAACCCAUCUUUGGCAGCGGAGACUACCCCCCUCGCAUGAGGAACUGGUUCCACCAAUUAACUUCCGUGGACCUGUUCAGCUUCCAUCUGCCCCUGUUCAGUGAUGAGGACAGACAGCUAGUCAGGGGGACCUAUGACUUCUUUGCCCUCAGUCACUUCAGCACUCAGCUAGUGACCCCCACCAUUGAAGAAAACAAAUUGGCAUCCACGUUGGGGGUUCAGUACAUGGGAGACAUCACCUGGAUCAUGUCGCCUCGACCCAACGCCCCGGUGGUGCCCUGGGGGCUCAGGAAGGCCCUCAACUGGGUGGAGGAGCACUACAAGGGCGUGGCCAUCUAUGUGGUGGCCAAUGGGGUUCAAGAAGACCCAGCCCGAUUCAGUGAUAGUCUGAGAGUUUACUACCUGUACAACUACAUCAACGAAGCCCUCAAAGCCUACACCCUAGACGGGGUGAAUCUGAAGGGCUACUUCGCCUACUCCCUGAACGACCAGAGAGACCCGGGGUUCGGACUGUACAGUCUCAUCCAGGACGACGCCAUCGCCAAGGCCUCUCUGUCCCAGUACCGGAACAUCAUCCGGCACAACGGCUUCCCCCUCCAGGGGAGCGCAGCCCCAGCCCAGCAGUGCCCCAGCCAACCCAAGCCCUGUCCGGGAUGUCUGGUCCUGUCUAAGAGGCCUGUGAUGGGGUUCCUGUUUCUGGUGGGCUCUGCGGUCCUGGUCGCCCUGGGGAUCAUUGUAUACUACACUGCUAAGAGACACAAGUAGAUGGAGGCAGAGGACUGUGUUUCCUGCAUCUGGGAUGGACAGGUUUGAUGCAGACGGGGGACACAAAAACAUCCCAAUAAUCGUGAGAGGAUUCUGGCUUCUGGACUAUGUAGCCACAACUCUUCACCCUCCCUUCUUGAGGACAUGAUGCCAUUGGGCACAGAGAAGAUGUUGCAGUUAAACAAUUUUUGGAAUUCUACCUAUUUUGCUAUGGCGAAGAAAUCUUUGUAGUUUUUAAUUGUAUGAUAUCAAAGCAACUGUGACAAACUAAAUCAAAGGAGGUACCGUGAUUACUAGAUUUUUUGUUAAAAGGUUGCUAAAGCUAAACUAAUUCCCGCACAUUUGUAUUUGCUAACAUAGACUGAAUGAGUUAACUGCUUUUGCACAAUCACAUUUAUAAAUUGUAGACUGUAUUUUACUAAGUAGGUUUGGCAUGACCUUUUUAAUAUAAAGUUUAAUUUCUCUACACAGAACCUAAGGGUGCCUAUUUCACAUUCCUACCAUAUAUAUUGGAUUACGUCUUACCAUAACCCUGGUUUAAUGACCACAACCCCAAGGUCUCUGGUUUAAAGACCACAACACCAAGGUCUCUGGUCUUAAGACCACAACACCAAGGUCUCUGGUUUAAAGACCACAACCCCAAGGUCUCUGGUUUAAAGACCACAACACCAAGGUCUCUGGUCUAAAGACCACAACACCAAGGUCUCUGUUUUAAAGACCACAACCCCAAGGUCUCUGGUUUAAAGACCACAACCCCAAGGUCUCUGGUUUAAAGACCACAACCCCAAGGUCUCUGGUUUAAAGACCACAAAACCAAGGUCUCUGGUUUAAAGACCACAACCCCAAGGUCUCUGGUUUAAAGACCACAACCCUAAGGUCUCUGGUUUAAUUACCACAACCCCUUGGUCUCUGGUUAAAAGACCACAACCCCUUGGUCUCUGGUUUAAUGACCACAACCCCUUGGUCUCUGGUUUAAUGACCACAACCUCUAGGACUCUGGUUUAAAGUGACAACCACAACCCAUUGGUCUCUGGUUAAAAGACCUCAACCCCAAGGUCUCUGGUUUAAUGACCACAACCCCAAGGACUCUGGUUAUUAUUAAUAGUAGCCACCUGGAUGUCAGUAAUACAGUCCACUCAGUAGAAAUAGACACAUUAUUUUUAUUCUUCAUUGAGCUGUUGAAACCUUAUUAGAAUCUGUCAAGUCUGAAAAAAGCAAUUCCAAUUUCUCAAAUUUCAGAUGAGAAUUGAAUAAAUCUUUAUUCAUGAAGAUUAAAUACAUUUUGUUUUUUCUAUGGCCCCUGUAAAAGAUAAUAAAAAAAUAUACAUGCUAUUAUAUGUAAUAAUGUCUAUACUGAUUAGAAUGUUCUGUUUAUU